CAGUUGCCUGUUCCUCCAGCUCUAGUAUAUCAGAUACAUCAAGCCUUCUCAUGCACUGGAACAUAUAUCCACAUACAUACACACACAAAAUAAUGAAGUAAUAAUAAUGAUUAAUAAAUAAAAGAAAUCUCUAAAACAAAACACAUUGUUCUCACUUGUCUCAAAACUUUGGGGUAAGGCCGAUGAGAUGGCUCAUCAGGGAAGGGGACUACUCGCUACCAAGACUGAUGAUCUGAGUUUUAUCCCCAGAACCCAACUGGAGAGACGAGAGAACCACCACCUGAUAGUCAGCCUCUGACUUCUACCACAGCAUGAACAUGUACCCACACAUCCAAUAAAUAAUAAAUUGGUGAAAUAAACUUUUUCAAAGAAUAUUUUCCUUUGCACAUGUUGGAAAACUAUCCACUCAUUUUAUAGUAUUUAGAAAUAUUGGAGACCGGACCUUUGCACAGAAAAUACAUCAUAACGAGGAUGGAUCCAUUGUGAUGGGAUAAGUGUCCUUUAUAAGACAAGACAGGAGAGAGCAUGCUUUCCUCUCUCUGCUCUCUGCCACAUGUGAGCUCAGCAAAGAGAUGGCCACCUACAAGUCAGGUCUCACACAUGUGAGCACAGCAAAGAUGUGGCUGUCUGUAAUCCAGGAUUCACACAUGUGAGCUCAGCAAAGAGAUGGCUGUCUGCAAGCCAGGACUUGUCAGACCACAGACUUCUCAGUGCUUGGUCUUGACAUGCCAGCCUCCAGAAUAGUGAGAAAAGCAAACUUGUUCAAACCACCCAGUCUAUGAUAUUUUUUCUUUAUAAUUUAAAAAAUAUUUUUAUAUGUAUGACCAUAUUACCUGCACUUGUGUCUGCGUAUUUCCUGCAUGCCUGGUACCCUUGGAGGCCAGAAGAAGGCAUCAGAGUCUCCAGAACUGGAGUCAGAGGCAGUUGUGAGCUGUCACAUGGUUGCCGGGAAUGGAACCCAGGUCCUCUUGAAGAGAAGUAAAUUACCGUUCUUAACCACUGAGCCAUCGCUCCAGCCCCAUCUGUUUGUUUGUUUCUUUGUUUCAGGACAGAAUCUCAUUAUGUAGUCUUGGCUGAUCUGGGGCUAUGUAACCAAGGCUGGCCUCAAGCUCACAGAGAUCUGCCUACCUCUGCCUCUCAAAUGAUAGGAUUAAAGGCAUGCACCACCACCGCCCAGCAGCAAGGUAUUUGUCUGAACUAAGAUAGUUCUGCGCCAAGGUGGGGUUUCUCCAUAUGUAUGGAUUAACUUGCCUCUUUGGUAUGGAUGUAUACAAUUCAUUCUCCUAGCCAUUGGUACAUGUGUGCAGACCUGAUGGGGCUUCUGACUACACAUAGACCAACGUAUGGAUAUGGUGUCAUAUGUACCUACCGAAGGCACUGUGCACGCAUGCACACACACACACACACACACACACACACACACACACACAGAUUGAGGCUGGUGUAGCUAAGUCUGACCUCAAAUUUACUGUGUAGCUAUAGCUCCAGGUUCUCCUGCCUCAACCUCCCAAGGACUGGCAUUACGGGUAUGUGCCACCACAUCCAACUUCUCAUGUGUAUGUCUGAAGCUUUAGGUGCUCUUGUGAAAGGAAGACAUGCAUUCAUGACAUGCACACCCAUGUGCAUGGUCACACAUGUAUAUGUGCUUACCUCUUUGCUCUCCGGUUCAUCAGAUGACAGUCUAAGGAUAAGGUCUCUGCAUGCAAACUGCCUAGGGUAAGAGUGCUAAGCAUACAGAAGCCUGGCACAUAGUAGGUAUGGAGUAAAUGCAUAAAGCACACGUAUGGAUAGCCAGGACCCAGUACACAUGUCCCCACGUCCAGAGGAACCCCUGCCAUACUACAUGGUACAAAAGCUCCUACUUAUAUGGCCAUACACUUCUGUGAGCUGACAAACAGCCUUGAAGCUGCCAGGCUGAGCCAGAACACUCCAGGCUCCUCACUCGGCACAAGGAGGCUCCUGCUGUGUGUUGGUGCUUGCAUGGGGUGCAACCGAGGGUGCGUUGGCGGCAUGUGUGUGUGCGUGAACGUGUGUGUAUGCGAGUAGGAAGAGACGUUCUCUCUCUUAGACCUUGCUUCUUUCUGUGGUUUGGUUUCUAUAGAGACACUUCCUGUGGCAAAGAAAAGAGGUAGUGAGCUGGUGUUUCAGGAUGUGAAGGCCCGCAGGAGCACAGCGAGCUCUCUCCACUGCCUGCCUGCCAUCCCGAGAGAGCUCCCCGAUCCGUGCUUCUACAAUCCUUGUGGUGGGUGGCCCCCCGUGGCGGGGACCUGUGAUCAGCGGCGGUAUGCCAGGGAAGCCCAAGCACUUGGGUGUCCCCAACGGGCGCAUGGUUCUGGCUGUCUCCGAUGGGGAACUGACCAGCACAGCAGGUUCCCAGGGCCAGAGUGAGGGCCGAGGCAGCUCCCUCAGCAUCCACAGCCUCCCCAGUGGCCCCAGCAGCCCCUUCUCCACAGAUGAUCAGCCCGUGGCCAGCUGGGCCCUGUCCUUUGAGAGGCUGCUACAAGACCCACUGGGCCUGGCUUACUUCACUGAGUUCCUGAAGAAGGAAUUCAGUGCAGAGAACGUAACUUUCUGGAAAGCCUGCGAGCGGUUCCAACAGAUCCCAGCCAGUGACACCAAGCAGCUAUCUCAGGAGGCCCACAAUAUCUACCAUGAGUUCCUGUCCAGCCAGGCGCUGAGCCCGGUGAACAUCGACCGACAGGCCUGGCUUAGUGAGGAGGUGCUGGCCCAGCCCCGGCCGGAUAUGUUUCGAGCCCAGCAGCUUCAGAUCUUCAAUUUGAUGAAGUUCGACAGCUAUGCACGCUUCGUCAAAUCCCCGCUGUACCAAGAGUGCCUGCUGGCUGAGGCCGAGGGACGCCCCCUGCGGGAACCUGGCUCCACGCGCCUCGGCAGCCCCGACACCUCGAGGAAGAAGCCGAAGCUGAAGCCUGGGAAAUCGCUGCCGUUGGGCGUGGAGGAGUUGGGGCAGUUGCCGCUUGCUGAGGGCUCUUGUGGCCGCCCACUCCGCAAGUCUUUUCGUAGAGAGAUGACUGGUGGAGCCGUGAAUUCAGCACUGCGACGAGAGUCUCAGGGGUCCCUGAAUUCUUCCGCCAGUCUGGACCUGGGCUUCCUUGCCUUCGUGAGCAGCAAAUCUGAGAGCCACCGAAAGAGCCUUGGAAGUGGAGAGGCGGAGAGUGAAAGCCGGCCAGGGAAGUACUGCUGUGUGUACCUGCCUGAUGGCACCGCCUCUUUGGCCCUGGCUCGACCAGGCCUCACCAUCCGAGACAUGCUGGCAGGCAUCUGUGAGAAGAGAGGCCUCUCUCUACCUGACAUUAAGGUCUACCUGGUGGGCAAUGAGCAGAAGGCCCUGGUCCUGGAUCAGGAUUGCACGGUGCUGGCAGACCAGGAAGUACGACUGGAAAACAGGAUCACCUUCCAGCUGGAGUUGGCUAACCUGGAGCGUGUGGUGAGGAUCUCCGCUAAGCCCACCAAGCGUCUGCAGGAGGCGCUGCAGCCCAUCCUGGCAAAGCAUGGCCUGAGCCUGGAACAGGUGGUCCUGCAUCGCCCAGGGGAGAAGCAGCUGUUGGAUUUGGAGAAGCUAGUGAGCUCAGUGGCUUCACAGACACUGGUUUUGGACAUUCAUCCAGAUGCGAAGAUGAGUGAAGCCGGCAGCACAUCCCCCUGCCGUAGCCAGGGAUGCCUGCCUAGAACCCAGGACAAGGACGCUCAUCUUCCCCCAUUGCCCUCCAGUUUGCUUGUGGAAGAGGCCAGCAGUUCUACUGGGAAACGGCAGACCUGUGACAUUGAAGGCCUGGUGGAGCUGCUGAACCGGGUGCAGAGCAGUGGGGCCCAUGACCAGAGGGGACUUCUUCGCAAAGAAGACCUGGUACUUCCAGAAUUUCUGCAGCUUCCUUCCCAAAGGCCGGGCUCCCAGGAGGCUCCACCAUAGACUGAAUCAACCACCCAGCCUAAGGAGGGCCUUUCAGACUCCUCUGCCACCCAGCCCUCUGACGCCUGUGUAACAGUCCAGGUUGGCUGCAUGGUGCCUGGGCGGACCAAGCAUGCGUGGGUCCGCUCUGCAUGCCCUGUCUGCACCCUGAGUGUCCCUGGCCCCUUUCUGCUAUGGGCGGGCCCACAGAAGGAGCCAGGAAGGGAUGGAAGGGGAACUCAGAGGAACCACGUGCCCAAACUAUGGCUACCUGUUCUCAUAGGUUCACCUACCUGUGCUUUGCAGCUAGGCCAUCAGGGGAGGCCAGGCCAGCCUCUUGGCAUAAGCAUACUGAACACAAAUGGGUGACUUUGGCAGUGCCAGCCUCCUCAGCUUGUUCUAAGCUUUGGCAGGGGACAGGAGGAGGGGCUGGCCCCUCCUUAAUGAGUUGAUACAAGUAAAUUUCAGGCGCGCUGGUGAGCAGCCCCUCCCUCCAUUCACUUAGACUCUACUGUACAUAGGGAUUUUAUGGUUGGCUUGGGGCAGCUGGGUUUGUCCUGAAUGUAUGAUAUUGUUAUAAUAAUGAUAAUUAUUAUUAUUCA
Molecule: messenger RNA, 4509 nt
Organism: Alexandromys fortis (reed vole)
Lineage: Eukaryota; Metazoa; Chordata; Mammalia; Rodentia; Cricetidae
Gene: Rgs14
Product: regulator of G protein signaling 14
Exons: 15
Coding region: 2285-3928 (547 amino acids)
Biological process (GO): signal transduction; cell division; spindle organization
Cellular component (GO): nucleus; plasma membrane; cytoplasm
Molecular function (GO): GTPase activator activity; G-protein alpha-subunit binding; microtubule binding
Source: RefSeq, a predicted model, not a curated record